AAAGUCAACAACGCAAUACUCUAAAUUCAUACAAUUACAUUAAAAUAGUUUCACGUACAUAGGUUACAACGUCAAACAAAUAAGUUCAGUACACACAAGUCAAGACUUCCAUUCAUCAAGUAUUACAAAUUAGAACUCAGAAGUACCUUGGAAUUGAUUUUGUGAAACAAACAAGUGAACUUCAAUUAGUACUUCAUCACUUUCGAUUUUGUUUAAACAAAAGACAAGAAAUUUCUCUAUUGUAGAGCUACAAAAGAAAUGAGCGAGUUUAAACAAAGGACAACAAUUUAUUACUAUAAAUAAAGACGAAAGUGCAUUGCAUAACAAAACUUACUCGGCCCAGAUGAAGGGUGCUUCUGUUGGUCGCGGCGGGGCUAAAGGUCGACGGUGGCGGCACUGGGAAGAGGCAUGGAAAGAACCUUCAGAGAACGUUUCAUGGUGGCUCGGCCCGGAAGAAGGGUGCAUGUGUUGGCCGAGGCGUGGCCGGAGGAGGAGUCAACAAUGGCAGCGUAUGAGACGCUGGAAGAAUCAUCGGAGAAUGUUCCAUGAUGGCACGAGAAGAAGCGAGCCUGGUAUUGUUUGCUUUGUGGAUUUGAAAAUGAAGGUUAUGGUAAAAACUUGAGUUUUGAAAAAUCAUGGAUAUAAGAUUUUGGGUUCGUUAUGGAGUUGAAAAAUACCAUUGUUUUUUGGUAGAUUUCAUGAUGGAUUUUGUUAACUAGAUUUGUAAGUAUAAAGUAAAUUUUACUUUUAUUACCCUCAUUGGUAUGAGAAGAGAAACAAUAUAGGAAUAGUAGAUUGGGCGCAAAUGAUGAAUUUCAAAGUCUAUAAUCAAUUCCUACAUAAACGGGUGAGAUUUUCAAUUAUGUGGAGCUAGAGGUGGCAAUUAGGAUCCAAAUCCAUGAAUCCAAUCUAAUUCAUCCACCAAAUUAUCCACCUAAUCCAAUCCAUUUAAAUCCAAUCCAUUUGAUCCAAAUCCAAUUGGAUUGGUGGAUUCAUGGAUCAAUCCAUGGAUCCAAAUGGCAAAUUACGAUUUGGUACCUAUAUUUUUUAUAUUUUACAUUUUGGUACCUAAAAUUUUUCAUCAUGACAUUUUAGUACCAAAACUUUUCAAAUUUUACAUUUUGGUCCAAGCCUUUGAUGUCAUUUGAAUUCAUGGAUCAAUCCACCAAUCCAUUUGAUCCAAUCCAUGAAUCCACCAAUCCAUUGGAUCCAAUCCAUUUGAUCUAUGGAUCCACCAAUCCAAUCCACGAAUCUGAUCCAAUUGCCACCUCUAUGUGGAGCUCACAAAUUUGAACCCUUAAAAUCUUUGAGAUCCACUGAUUUGUUACCCCUAAAUAAAUGAAACAAAUAGUAGAGUUUGGACAAAGUUCAUGAUGGAUCCAAGCAAACAACCAUUAUAUAUUUAACAAACUUAUCAUGAUAUGGUUUACAGCAAGGAUUGGAAUAUCGUACCGUACCGGCGGUUCAAUCAGAAAAAACUCCUACUGGAGGCUAAACCGGUAAGCGGUAUUUAGUGGUAUGAAGCGGUUGAACCAUGGUUAAAUCACGAUUUUAGCAUAAAAUACCUACCGCUGACUUUUUCGGUACAAUCUCUAGUACGGUAUUUCAAUCCUUGAUUUACAACAAGUCAUUCAUAAACCGCGGCAUAUUGCAACAGCCUGUAAACAAUAAAUAUAUGAACAACGAGUUGAACUGCAAGAAAUUCGAGGGGCCAUCAACAGUCAGUCGCAAUUCAAUUAUUUUUGUUGUUACUAUACUUGUAUUGUUUAGAAUACAUCAAUUUUUUCUGUUUUUGCAUACACAAAUAACACAAUGCAUGAGUUGUUUCUAUGAUAUGAUAUAAACUAUCACUCAAAACGACUGUGUUAUAUCUCAAAUUCUAGUUGAGAUUGUUGAAAUUAAGAUUGUUUUAGGGUUAAAUAUAUUUGUAUGGCCUGAACUUUUCACAUAAUAAACAUCUUGGCCAAUCUUUUCGAUCUAUAACAUUAGAGCCUGAACUAUACACCAAAGUAACGAAAUUGCCCAAACCCGAAAAUUGACCGUUAUCUUGGACGGUCAAACGUGUUGACUAACGGUCAAUGCGUCACGUCACCUACAAGUCAGCACCUUUCACUUUAAAAAUUUAUAUUUUCCACCUAUUACUAUUUAUUUUUCUCAUUUUGAAUAAAAAAAUUGAAAAUGA
This is a messenger RNA of Linum trigynum, 2182 nucleotides long. The record is from the annotation of a GenBank genome assembly. NCBI's taxonomy places the organism in Eukaryota, Viridiplantae, Streptophyta, Magnoliopsida, Malpighiales, Linaceae.